Arabidopsis lyrata subsp. lyrata is the source of this 382-nucleotide messenger RNA. Its product is annotated as cytochrome c oxidase copper chaperone 2. The record is from RefSeq and is a predicted model, not a curated record. The transcript has 2 exons. Gene Ontology annotation, molecular function: copper ion binding; copper chaperone activity. Gene Ontology annotation, cellular component: mitochondrial intermembrane space. The coding region runs from base 89 to 307 and encodes 72 amino acids. Lineage: Eukaryota; Viridiplantae; Streptophyta; Magnoliopsida; Brassicales; Brassicaceae.
ACAUUUCUCAUUUCUUCCUUCUUAGCGUUUUUUUUUUUUUUUUUUUUUUGGUUUCUCUCAAGACUCUCCGUUUCAAGCCGAUCAAAGGAUGAGUGGUUCACAAGCUCAAGACAGUGCGUGUUCCUUGGACCAGCCAAGCAAAAAUGUGGCUGCCACAGAGACGAAACCAAAGAAGAGGAUAUGCUGUGCUUGUCCUGAUACAAAAAAGCUAAGAGAUGAGUGCAUUGUAGAACACGGUGAAUCCGCUUGCACGAAAUGGAUCGAAGCUCAUCUUUCGUGUCUUCGAUCCGAGGGUUUCAAAGUUUGAGAGUAUGUAUUUAAAAACAAAAUUUCAUGGAUAAAAAAAAAAACUAAACAUAAUACAUCUUAUUCUUUUUUUGGG